Molecule: messenger RNA, 6611 nt
Organism: Nelumbo nucifera (sacred lotus)
Lineage: Eukaryota; Viridiplantae; Streptophyta; Magnoliopsida; Proteales; Nelumbonaceae
Product: homeobox-DDT domain protein RLT2
Biological process (GO): regulation of transcription by RNA polymerase II
Molecular function (GO): DNA binding
Source: RefSeq, a predicted model, not a curated record
AAACAGGAGAGAGAAAGACGAACAAAGAUGACUCCAAGGAUCCGAAGACUUAUAAUAAAACUUUUGGAUCUUUUGUUAUUUUUUUCUAAAUCUCAUCGUCAAAUUUUUUUUUUUUUUACAACAACAACAUUACAACGCGUUACGUUUUUUUGAUAGAAAGAAAAGAAAACAAAAAAAGAAAAAAAAAAAGAAAAGAUGGAAGCGAGAGAGACUGUUCAUUGGUUCUCGACAUCUUUAAUUGUUCUUACAAUCUCAUGUUUUCUUGUUUUCUCGUUUUUCUUACGAUCUCUUAAUAAUAUUGUUAUUAUUAGAAGUAUUUCUGUUUAUCACAACUACACUACUACUCUUCCAAAACAACUCAACUAUUACUCCAUGUUACUAAUUGUUAUUAUUUUUAUUCUUCAAAUCUCACCGCACAUCACCUCCCACCUUUUUUCUUCGCUAUCACGACUCAGAACAAUUCGCAUUCGGCAUUCCCUUUUCGUCAAAACCAAUAAUAUCAAUAUUAUUAAUUCUAUGUCAAAGCCGAUUCCCAAAUUGCUCUCUCGUUUAUCUUCUCUCUGGUCUUACGAAACCCUAGUCUGUUCUUCCAUUCUAGGGUUUGCAGCGGUUUCUUGAUCUCUUUUGUUCUCUGGCAUUCCUGAUUUUGUUCGUUAAUGGAGGCUGCUUCAGAAGGGGAGAAGAAGAAGCCUCCUGAGGGAGGGGGUAGUGGAGAAGGAGGCGAGCAGAAGCCGAAGCGCAAAAUGAAGACUGCUUCUCAAUUGGAGCUUCUAGAGAAGACCUACGCUGUGGAGGCGUAUCCGUCGGAGUCUCUGCGAGCAGAGCUAUCAGCGAAGCUGGGGCUGACGGAUCGGCAGUUGCAGAUGUGGUUUUGUCAUAGGAGGUUGAAGGAUAGGAAGGUUGCGCCGGUGAAGAGACAGAGGAAGGAUACGCCGGUUUCUGGGGGUGGAGAUGACAUGGUGGUUGGUGGUGAGCUGGGUAAUGAGCCUGGGUCGGGGCCGGGUUCGGGGUCCAGUCCGUUUGGGCAGGGUGAGCCGAGAAAGGUGGUUGCUCGAGCGCCAUCCAUUGUGCCGAUAAUUGGAGCUGAUAUGCCAAUGAUGAAGAGGUACUAUGAGCCACAACAGUCCAUAUUGGAGCUACGUGCUAUUGCUUUUGUGGAAGCUCAGCUGGGGGAGCCGUUGAGGGAAGACGGACCGAUUCUUGGCAUGGAGUUUGAUCCAUUGCCACCUGAUGCAUUCGGUGCGCCUUUAGCAAUAAUGGGGCAACAGAAGCAAGCAGGUCGGCCUUAUGAUGGCAAAGUAUACGAGCGGCAUGAUGCUAAACCGAUCAAAAAGACAUCUUCACUUUUGCCCAAUAUGGAACAUGGUUAUGUACCUAGUUCAUCUGGUGGGAAAAGAAAAGUCCCAGCUGGAGUUCAUGUAGUUCAUCAUCAGACUGCAGCAAGGGCUGUCCAGGAAUACCAAUUUCUUCCAGAGCAGCCAACUGUUAGAUCUGAUACUUAUGAAAGGGUCGGUCCAUCCCACUACUAUAAUUUACCAGUUGAUGGUCCAAGUGCUAGGGCUUCAUCAUUAUCUUCUGGAGGGGCAUUUAUUCAUGGAAAUGAGCAGGUGGGAACAGGUUAUGGAUUCCAUGGACAGGUGUCAGGUGUUGGUCAUUUGUCUCAUCAAGGCAGGAAGGGCCAUGUCUUCUCUUCAGGUUCAGGAGGAUACGAAAAUGUUUCACAUAGGAACUCCUUUACAAAUAUUGAGAUGGAUCCUCACUUUGGUGCCCACCCAAUUGUUGGACUGGAAAAUCCAUUUGUACCAUCUGACAGGAGGGUUUCCCAUGAUGAAGAUGUUACUCGAAUGGAGAGGAAACGCAAGAGUGAGGAAGCAAGAAUAGCAAGGGAAGUUGAAGCACAUGAAAAACGGAUACGGAAAGAGCUUGAAAAGCAAGAUAUUUUGAGGCGAAAGAGAGAGGAGCAAAUGAGAAAAGAAAUGGAAAGGCAUGACCGUGAAAGGCGAAAGGAAGAAGAGAGGUUGAUGCGUGAAAAGCAACGGGAAGAGGAGAGAUUCCAGCGGGAGCAAAGGCGUGAGAAUGAGAGAAGGGAGAGGUUUUUGCAGAAAGAAACUUUGAGAGCUGAGAAAUUAAGGCAGAAAGAAGAACUUCGUAGGGAGAAGGAGGCUGCAAGAAUUAAAGCUGCUAAUGAGAGGGCUACUGCUCGUAGAAUUGCUAAGGAAUCUAUGGAGCUUAUUGAGGAUGAACGUCUGGAACUUAUGGAGUUGGCUGUUUCAACUAAAGGGUUACCCUCAAUACUUUAUCUGGACAGUGAGACAUUACAAAAUCUUCAGUCAUUCAGAGAUAUGUUGAGUACAUUUCCUCCUGAGUCAGUGCGAUUAAAAAUGCCAUUUUCAAUUCAGCCCUGGACUAAUUCGGAGGAGAACAUAGGGAACCUUCUUAUGGUUUGGAGAUUUUUAAUUACUUUUGCUGAUGUUCUUGGACUUUGGCCUUUUACGCUUGAUGAAUUUGUUCAAGCUCUUCAUGAUUUUGAUCCGAGAUUGUUGAGUGAGGUGCAUGUUGUCCUUUUGAGAUCCAUUAUAAAAGAUAUUGAGGAUGUUGCAAGGACACCUUCUAUUGGAAUUGGUGCUAAUCAAAAUAGUGCUGCUAAUCCAGGAGGUGGACAUCCACAGAUUGUUGAAGGGGCAUAUGCAUGGGGCUUUGAUAUACGCAGUUGGCAGCGCCACUUGAGUCCAUUGACAUGGCCUGAAAUUCUGCGACAAUUUGGGUUGUCUGCUGGAUUUGGACCUCAACUAAAAAAUAGGAGUAUUGGAAGGGCUUAUUUUUGCGAUGACAAUGAGGGUCAUGAUGGCGAAGAUAUAGUUACUACUUUACGCACUGGGACAGCAGCUGAAAAUGCUGUUGCUUUGAUGCAAGAAAAGGGGUUUUCCCAUCCACGCAGAUCCCGGCAUCGCUUGACCCCAGGAACAGUUAAGUUUGCAGCAUUUCAUGUUCUUUCUCUUGAGGGAAGCAAGGGAUUAACGAUACUAGAAGUUGCAGACAAGAUUCAGAAAUCUGGCCUCCGGGAUCUCACAACAAGCAAGACACCUGAGGCAUCUAUUGCUGCUGCAUUGUCAAGGGAUGCAACCCUUUUUGAAAGAACAGCUCCUUCAACAUAUUGUGUACGCCCUACUUUUAGAAAGGACCCUGCUGAUGCAGAAGCAGUAUUGUCUGCUGCAAGAGAAAAAAUACAGAUAUUUGAAAGUGGAUUUUCAGAUUCUGAAGAAGUUGAAAAGGAUGUAGAUGAUGCUGAUGAUGUUGAAAGAGAUGAAGAUUCUGAAUGCGAUGGUGCUGAUGAUCCUGAAGUUGAUGAUGUUAAUAGACCAUUGAAUUCAAAAGAAGCCCACCAUUCUGCCGAAGCCAAGGCUACUCAACCAAGGACUUGCUCAGGAAAUGAAAAGAAAACCUCUAAUAAUGAGGCUGGAGAAACUCCAGAAUGUGGCUUUGCUAGUUCUGGGAAAGGCUUCUCUCUGUUCCUUUCGGAAGUCACAAAGGAAGUAAAAAGUCCAGGUGCUACCCUUUAUCAAUCUGGUGAUGUAGCUACAAACUGCAAUGAAACAAGCAAUUUUGAUCAACAGGACGUAGAGAUCGAUGAGAGCAAUUUGGGUGAACCCUGGGUUCAGGGGUUAAUGGAAGGGGAAUACUCUGAUCUAAGUGUAGAGGAGCGUCUCAAUGCACUUGUUGCCUUAAUUGGCGUGGCUAUUGAAGGAAACUCAAUUCGUGUCAUUCUAGAGGAACGCUUGGAAGCAGCAAAUGCUCUUAAAAAGCAGAUGUGGGCAGAGGCUCAACUGGAUAAAAGGCGCAUGAAAGAAGAGUACAUAAUGAAGGUGAGUUCAUCUUAUAUGGGGGUCAAAACUGAGAACAACCUUAUUAGUUCUGCAACCGAAGCUGAACAAAGCCCACUGGUUGAUGUUGAUAACAAGAACAAUGAGGCAUCUUUCAAUCCAACCAAGCAAGAGCUAUUUCUUGAUCCACAAAAUGGUCAAAGUAUUAUAGGUAACUUGCCUACUGAAAGGAACUUGGCAGGGCAAGAGUUCAAUGUUCAAGAUAAUCUCCAACUUCAGCAACAUGCAUAUGCCACAGAAAAGUCACGCUCACAGUUAAAAUCUUCUAUUGGUCAUAGAGCGGAAGAGAUGUAUGUAUAUAGGUCUCUGCCUCUUGGUCAGGAUCGUAGGCGUAAUCGAUACUGGCAGUUUGUUACAUCUUCUUCAAAAAAUGAUCCUGGUGCUGGCAGGAUCUUUUUUGAAUCUCACGAUGGCUGCUGGGGGCUUAUUGACUCAGAAGAGGUUUUUGAUGCUCUUAUGACAUCUUUAGAUACACGAGGUAUUAGGGAAUCCCACUUGCAUUCUAUGCUUCAGAAGAUUGAGAUUUCCUUCAAGGUAACUGCAAGAAGGAACUCAUGUCGGACCAACAUUGGGGACCCGAGUGGAGUAGUUGUCAAAAUUGAAGCUUCUGGAAUGGGUCCCACUUCUGAUUGUACUGUUGGAAUCAAUAGUCCUACCAGUAUAUUAUGUAGUUCAAGUUCUGAAACAUCAGAGCAGGCAUCUUCUUUCAAAAUUCAGCUUGGGAGGAGUGAACCUGAGAAAAAUGAUGCCUUGAAGAGAUAUCAAGAUUUCCAGAAGUGGAUGUGGAAAGAAUGCUUUACUCCUUCAACUUUAUCUGCCAUGAAAUAUGGGAAGAAAAGAUGUGCGCAACUGUUCGGCACAUGUGAUUCCUGCCAAGAUUACUACUUCUUUGAAGACAACCACUGUCCUUCAUGUCACAGGACUUUUGGCAAGUUAUCUAACAGCUUAAAUUUAAAAUUUUCUGAACAUGUGGUGCAAUGUGAAGAGAAUCAGAAGGUGGACCCUGACUGGAAUUCCCAUUAUAUAGAUUCUUAUCUUCCUUUGAGGACAAGAUUGGUGAAGGCAAUGCUAGUUCUAGUUGAGGUCUCUGUUCCACAAGAAGCUUUUCAACCUUUUUGGAAUGAGAACUAUCGCAAAUCAUGGGGUGUCAGGUUGCACAAUUCAUCAUCAGCAGAGGAGCUUCUUCAGAUAUUGACUCUAUUGGAGGGUGCUAUAAGAAGGGACUAUUUAUCAUCAAACUUUGAGACAACCAAGGAACUGUUAGGUUCCUUUACACAAUCAGGAUCUGCUGUUGAUUCUUCACCUCCUGAAUCAGUUGCUGUACUUCCAUGGGUACCUUCAACAACUGCUGCUGUAGUAUUAAGGCUUAUGGAAUUUGAUGCAUCGAUCUCCUACAUAUUGCAUGAGAAAGCUGAGUCCAGUAAAGACAAGGAAGAUGGAGAAUUCAUUAAGCUUCCAUCAAAAUACACGGUUGUGAAAAAUAUCCAAGUUGUUGAACCGACAGAAGCUACAGGCUAUGGUGAAUACAUGCAAGAAGGAAACUGGCUUAACACAGGCAGUGAGCGUAGAAGCUCUGGACGUGGACGUGGGGGCCGUGGGAGGGGUCGGGGUCGAGGUCGCAGUCGUGGUGGGAGGUGGCAGAGAGGCAGUGGAUCCCGGUUGUGCAAGGAGUCUAUUUUUAACAUUGAGAAAGCAGGUCAAGGUCUGGGGCGGAAAGGUCGGACACGUGGGCGUGGGCGUAGGCGGGGUCGCCGUACAGUAAGAAGCAGACCAAGAACACAGAAGAGAGUGGUUGAGAAGGAGAAAACAUUGGGUCGUUUCAAUCACACCAGCAGAACCAAACAGGACAGUGGUGGGCAAUCUCCAAGGUUAGUUGGGGGAGAUUGGGAUCUUGAGGAAACCGGGAGGAUGCAUGUGGAGGAGGCUGACAAUAGUAAUAGUGCAGAAGCAUCAGAAUAUGAUGUCAACGGUCAAGGAACAGGUGAUGAAUAUGAUGACCGGGAAGCAGAUUACGGUGGGAUUUUUAAUGGAAAGUCUGAAGAUUUAUUGUUGGAAAGUGAGGAUGAUGUUGAGGGUGAUGAGGAAGGGGAAGAUGCUGAUGCUGAUGCUGAUGCUGAUACUGAUGCUGAUGUAGAAGGCGAUGAGGAUGUUGAAAGUGAAGAGGGAGACGAGGAUGACGAUGAGGAAGAAGAUAGGGAUGGGGACGAAGGAGAAGAAAUGGAUGGAGAUGAAGUGGAAGAAGAUGAGAAUGGAGAUAUGGAGGGGGAUUUAGAUGGAGAGGGGAAUGUAGACGGGGACGGGGAGAGGAAUGGGGAUGAAGACGAAGGCACAGUUUCUACGUCAUCGGAAUAUAGUGAUUAAGAAAAUUUUCAUGUAAGCUCCAUUAGUUGAUUUAUUAGUAAUGUUGUCCAACAUCAGUGCCCUACAUUCUUUUAUUUAAAGAGUUGUAGCGCCCAUCCUGUAGCCCUAAUAUGUAAUGUUUCUGGGCGGAUAAAAAGAUGGAAUCACAGUGUAAAAAAAGAGAAAGAAAAGAAGUUGAUCGAGUAAAUGCAAAUCAGUGUAAACACAGAAGAUCUGAAGAUGCGAUCCUCCAAAAAUUCAAUGAAAUAUAGCUUUCCACACUACGGCGAUAGACGUCACAGUUGUACGCAGAUUUUGUUCAUUACUACAUAUGGUGAGGACAGUACCGAUGCAUAAUACUAGCUUCUCGCAUAAAGAUGACCUUUGUAA